Molecule: messenger RNA, 1093 nt
Organism: Myotis davidii
Lineage: Eukaryota; Metazoa; Chordata; Mammalia; Chiroptera; Vespertilionidae
Gene: EVA1A
Product: eva-1 homolog A (C. elegans)
Exons: 5
Coding region: 191-1093 (300 amino acids)
Source: RefSeq, a predicted model, not a curated record
GGGCGGGGAUCUGGGGAGCAGGGAAGUGCACCCUGAAGAGAGGAGAGCCUGGGAACCGGGAAGAGGCCAACAGGAAAAGCACGGCCAGAGGUCGCGCCACAGGCAGCAAUGCAACCGCUGCCAGAGUUCAUCAACCCCAGCACAGGGGCAGCCGCUGGAUUUCGACACUGGGAAGCUGUUUGGGACUUGAAUGAGGGCCCUUUCCCUGGAGUGUUGGCAACAGAAGCCAGACUACAAGCCCGAGAAGCUAACGGGGGCCAACCAAGUUUCGGGACCUGUACUGCUGGGUACUAAUGUCACCAGAGAUGAACUGUUCUUACCAGAGGUUCCUCUGUUCCUGACAGCACACCUCCCCCAGAAGAGAAGAGAGGGAGGGGCCACACUGAUCCCGCUGAAGCAUCUCCGGGAGGCGCCUCUGGAUGCCACGUGGAGGCUGCCCUUCCGCCGCAGCACGGAGCCUCUGACCGCCCAGCGCAUGGACAUGGCUCUACUCAGCAGCAUCCUGGCCACCUAUUCCUUUAUCUCAGAAAACCCCGAGCGAGCAGCGCUGUACUUCGUGUCGGGCGUGUGCCUCGGGCUGGUCCUCACCCUGGCUGCGCUGGUGAUGAGGCUGUCCUGCCGCGUGGACUGUCGGCGGCGGUCGCGUUCCCGGAAGAAGUUCCUGCCGGACCAGGAGAGCAGCAGUGACAGCAGCGACAGCAGCGACAGCGACGAUGGCAGCUCUGACAUCUCGGUCCGCAGACACCGCCGCUUCGAGAGGACUUUGAACAAGAACGUCUUCACGUCGGCGGAGGAGCUGGAGCGCGCGCAGCGGCUGGAGGAGCGGGAGCGCAUCAUCAGGGAGAUCUGGAUGAAUGGGCAGCCCGAGGUGCCCGGGACCCGGACUUUAGAGUCUCCCAUCUUCUUCUACAUCAAUUCAUAUGUGACCAUGUGGUAUGGCUAUCAUUGUACUUUUCAAGUUCAAUUCAGCAUUGAGAGUCUUACACAGCUCUUACAGGUUUAUAAGGAUUGGAUGUUCCUUCUUGAAGUUACAAUGGCUGCUCUUAACCUCACUGAUGAUCAACUUUCUAGUUCUUCCGACUUGAAGAAGUAA